AUGGGCGCUGCACCGAGCGCGGAUAUACUCCGAGAGGCGCCCUUCCGCCCGGCACGCGGCGACUUCGGUCGUGUCAUUGCGCUGAUUCCCAUGACGGCAGAUUUCUUCCCGUCCGCUGAGUCCCCACUCUUUGGGCAGCUCUACGAGGCUCGCUGCGAUCCCUACGUGCGGUACUACUCGCGCCGGGACACAAACACAGACGUCAGGCUGGACGUGAUUCCGCCUAUUGCCUUUACCAGGGAGGAGUACUACGCAUCAUGCAUGGAUCUCACAAACACGUGUCGGCUCUACGAGACCGCCAAUGAGCUGCGCCAGAGCUACAUGGCAGACCCGUCGCAAGACCACUGCCUGAUUCGCCCCGUUCCCUGUGCGGUGGCCUUUCUCUACAAUGACCGCCGGGACACGCCGGAGGGGUCUGUGGUGCUGGGUGGCGCCUGCGUCACAGUCAUUGGCGGCAUUGGAUGUGAACUGAAGACAUCUGAGGUCGAGACCGAGGCAGCGACGCUGGACCUGAUGAUAUUUCUCCGUAGGUCGGCCGGCGACCACAACAUGGUGCGUGCCAUGCUGUUUGCUUCCUGGCUGUUCCACACGCAGUGCACAGAGACUUGCGGGUUGCCGCGUGUUCCCAUGGCCCCCGUGACCUUCCGCGCACUGAAGACGAACAUUCCAUUUCUAUGCUUUUUACGCGAGAUGCGAAACCGUGUGGAUCUCCUUCAUGCAAACACCGAGGAGCACUCCAUGUGGAUUGAUGGGGCGUUCGUUCGCGGCUCCGUCACAGCUGAUCAUGCGGCAGAGUUGUGCGGGGCGUUUGCGGCGCAGUACCGCCUCCAGCUUGAGGCAAAAACAGGCACAAAGCAGGAUGUCCGACCUCUGCCGCUGGCAGCUCGACCCGUCAGCUCCGCAAGUAGCAGUGUGGAUGUGGGGGAAACAGGCUCCACGACUCUUGGUUUGACCACCGCCCGCUUUCACAAACAGUUCUUCACCCUUGCCGGAUUCAUAGAAAAGGACAACGUCGUUAUCCCCGCCGUGAUGCACAGCUCAAACGAGGUGUACGUUGUGUGCGUGGAUGCCUUGGUGCACGUUGCACAGUGUGAAGAGACUGUGGCCGGCGAUGCCGGUGGGACGGGCGUCUCUGGGGCCUGCUCGUUGAAGGUGCGACGCGGUGACAUCAUUCGGUUUGUGCCGGGGGCCACAGAACAGCCGCAGUGGCCACCACCCUCCAGCGCCAGGGGCAGCUGCAAGGACGUCACAGAUGAACCGGCAGCGGAGGAGCCCACUGCCACCGAAGGCGUCGAGAAGACGGGGUCGUGGCAGGCGACGCACGGUAGCUGGCAGGUGGACGCGAGCAUCCACCUGGAGAACGUCUUGCUUUCCUUCGUGCACGAUGAGUGCAAGAGCGCUCGCGAGGCGCAGGCGACCGACCCGCAUUGGCUACGGGACAAGGAGACUGGUGAGCUUGUUGCGGAUAGUGGCUUCCUCAUCUGGUGCUUCGAGCGCAAAGGCACGAAGUACUUCUACGGCACCGUGCCGAGGUUUGCCAACGCGUUUAGACAUCGACGGGAUACGGCGCGACGUGCUGCCUCCCAUGCGGAGGCGGAUGUGAAAGCUUUGACGGCUGGAGAGGAGGGCGCGAUACAGCGCAGAGGCACCGCCACCACCCCCGUCUCCUCCAGGGUGAGGGCAUCGGGCAAAGGAGCAUCGCAGACCCACGCGACCUGCGACAAGGAGCGGGAUUCGAGUUACAAUAAGGGCGAUGACAAGUUGGCACGCGACACGGCGCAUCUGCCACCGUGGAUGGUCACGAACGACAUGAGCCAAGGUGCCAUGUUUCCGUUCUACCCCACCAUGGCCACGUUUGCCCCCAUGCAGCCGUGCUACCCGGAGUCACCGCCGCUCGUGGUGAUGUCGCAGUCGUUGAAGUACAGCUCCGUGUCAGGGGGGGUAUCAGGCGAGUCAUUGAGAGAGUCGUCGUUGGCGUUCGACGACGGCAAUGUGCGACGCAAUGCGGGCCUGUACGCCGCCCCGGAAGCACCCCCUCCGCCAUGCACGCCGGUUGUGCAGUCGGUGGGCAUGCCGCCCGCACAGCCGCUGCAGUACUUUCCAUACGUGCAGCCUAUGCCGCAGCCGCUGCAGGCGGCGUACUACUGCGUUUAUCCCACGCUGUCCCACCCGGGCGCGCAGCCGCUGCAGCCGAUUUCUUACGUGCCUGCGCAGCUGCCCCUGCAGCCCAAUGGAAACCCGUUCUUCAUUGUGCGACCGUGA
Messenger RNA from Trypanosoma rangeli, 2262 nucleotides. RefSeq lists its product as uncharacterized. NCBI's taxonomy places the organism in Eukaryota, Euglenozoa, Kinetoplastea, Trypanosomatida, Trypanosomatidae. The transcript has a single exon. The coding region runs from base 1 to 2262 and encodes 753 amino acids. The record is from RefSeq and is a predicted model, not a curated record.